Messenger RNA from Galendromus occidentalis (western predatory mite), 960 nucleotides. RefSeq names its product charged multivesicular body protein 4b. The record is from RefSeq and is a predicted model, not a curated record. NCBI's taxonomy places the organism in Eukaryota, Metazoa, Arthropoda, Arachnida, Mesostigmata, Phytoseiidae. Gene Ontology annotation, biological process: late endosome to vacuole transport via multivesicular body sorting pathway; vesicle budding from membrane. The transcript has 4 exons. The coding region runs from base 100 to 771 and encodes 223 amino acids. Gene Ontology annotation, cellular component: ESCRT III complex; cytoplasmic side of plasma membrane; multivesicular body.
AGACGCAGCUUUCCCCAUUCGAGCUCUGUCGUCGUUGGGUAUUGUGAAUGAUAGGUGUACCAGCCGUCUCCUCUAUCGAACCCCUCGAAAGAACAAAUCAUGUCUCUUCUGAGUCGGCUAUUCGGGGGUGGGAAAUCUUCAGCGGCGAAGUCCAUGUCGCCCGCCGACGCGAUUCAGAGGCUGCGCGAAGUUGAGGAGAUGCUCGAAAAGAAACAGCAGUUCCUCGAGAAGAAAAUGGAAGCCGAACUUGAAACCGCGAAGAAGAAUGGCACGAAAAACAAACGAGUGGCUCUUGCUGCUCUAAAACGCAAGAAACGAUAUGAACAACAGCUGAAGCAGAUCGACGGGACCCUCACAACGAUAGAAUUCCAACGUGAAGCUUUGGAAAAUGCAAAUACCAACACUUCGGUCCUCCAAGUUAUGGGAGACGCCGCGAAAGCCCUCAAAAAGGCCCAUGCAGACAUGGAUGUCGAUCAAGUUCACGAACUCAUGGAUGACGUUCAGGAGCAGCAGGAGAUUGCCAAUGAAAUUUCGGAAGCCAUUUCGAACCCGGCAGGUUUCGGUACCGAAGUUGACGAAGACGAACUUCUCGAAGAACUCGAACAAUUGGAACAGGAAGAAAUCCAAGCGAAACUGUUGGACGUGCCGUCCGAGCCCACGCCAGUCGUUACGGACGAACUCCCAUCGGUACCUUCUGAAAAACCAGUGGCCGCCAAGAAGAAAACCGAAGAGGACGACGAGCUUGCAGAUCUUGCCCAGUGGGCUUCGUAGAAGUGUCGUUGUACAAAUGCUUAGGAAGUGGUUGAGGAAUAACAUGAAUCAGUGCGUAUUCACUACAGAAUACUUUGCUAGCUUGUCGAUGAUGAUAUGUAAAUAUCUUGGAAUCGCCCGCACUGCGACAAAGUGUUACGCUCUCUUUAAUAAUUAUUGAAAUGAAUGGAUAAUAUUGCGAGGAAAAAC